AUGGUGGACCGAACGAUAUAUAUCUUGCAGUAUGUCCUUCAGAUCUCGGAGGAUGGAGCUCUGUUGCGUCUGGUACCUAGCCGCGAGAUGUCUGAUCAAUCUCCUACAUAUCUUUUCCGCCCGGCCAGGCAGGCUUUGGUGCCAUUAUCUCCAUCCCCAUCAUCUUCAUCAAUGUUCUCAUCCAAUCCUUCAGUAACCCGCACCACGGCUUCCAUCGCAAGUAGCACUAGCCUUCAGCCCCAGCGACGACAAGCGGCAGGGAUAUGCCGGGCGGAUGAGUCAACAUGCCCCCAAGCAGGCUGGUGUUGUAACAAAGAUGAGACCUGUUUCCUUGAAGCCGGGGCCUUCUUUUGCUGCCCAACCGGCGCCGGCAAAGGAGGUUGCGUCAGGGUCUGCCACUCCGGCGACUUCCAAUGUGUUGGCACCACCCCCGACACCACCGGCAUCUGUUGCGCCAACGGCCAAACCUGCAUCGGCGGCGAUACACCCCUUCCCUUCUGUGCUGACACUGGCGCAUCGAGCUCUACCAGGAAAACAUCAACCUCACUCACAACAAGCCAAACCAGCACUUCUUCUCACAGUAGCGACUCACACACCUCCAGCACCACAACGUCUCUGCAGUUUCCUACCCCCAGCCCCAACAAUUCCCCCUCCUUCUCGACCUAUCCAACUCAUACGAUAUCCAACAUCCCGUCCCCGUCAGCCACUGAGCCCCCCUCCUCCAACUCCGGAAUUUCCCUUGCAGCGCAAAUCACAGCCAUCAUCGUGCCUCUCGUAAUCAUAACCCUCAUCAUCUCCUGCAUCUUUCGCUGCCGCCGCAAGAAGCAGUGCGGCACCCGGAUUCAAUCCACCGAUUUUACCGAACAGCAGAACACCAGCACCGGCACCACCGGCACGGGCAUCAGCCAUAACGCCGACGGGCUGUCCUUUUACAGCGCCUAUUCUUCGUAUCCCAAGACACCUCCUCCCCCGCCGCCCACAUUUUCUGCUGGAAGGCUCUACGGGAGAGAAGCAAAAGAGGAAGAUGGCGAGGUUAUGAGCUCGCAUGAGAGGUACAUGAUGGAGAGGAGGAUGUUCAGGACACCAACACCUCAGUCGCCAGUUGGGCAAGGAGCGGGUAGGGGGCUGUGA
Molecule: messenger RNA, 1131 nt
Organism: Podospora anserina S mat+
Lineage: Eukaryota; Fungi; Ascomycota; Sordariomycetes; Sordariales; Podosporaceae
Exons: 2
Coding region: 1-1131 (376 amino acids)
Source: RefSeq, a predicted model, not a curated record